UCUCGAUUGGAGCAGGAAGAACAAGUAGAAUUGUUCUUUCCCGUUUGUUCUACACAUUGCAUUGUUUAGUGAGUGACACAAGUGAUUGGUGGUAGUGCGAGAACUGAGUUGCUUUCGAGGUUACCUAUUGGAAUUGAUUGUGUUCAUAUGGACUUUUAAAAACGGUUAAUGGUAGUGCACAGAUAAGUUCGUUCUUCUUCAAGACAAACCGGUAACUGCACGUUAGUGCUUUGAACACCAAACGAUGCAGCGCGCUGCCAAACGGAUGAAAUUUUUCAAGCUCUGCUGCUGUCUACUGCUGCUAGCCGUUGCAAUAUCGGUAAAUGCAAAGCCAGAGGCACCACUCAAUUCAUAUCUACCACCGUCCCAUGGUGGUCACGGCAAUGGAAACGGCUAUCACGAUGACCACCAUCAGCACCACAACGGGGGCGGUGAUCAUCACCAACACGGAGAUCAUGGCCACACAGAUUUAGUGCCUCCCUCGUCUAGUUAUGGUACACCGGACAGCAGUUAUGGACCACCCAACCAUCAAUCGGGCUUCCACCCGGAUCAUCACGAGGACCAUAGCCGUCAGGAUUCAUCUGAGGAGGAACCAGCAAAGUACGAAUUCACCUAUGAAGUUGAUGAUGAGGAUCGGGAUUUAUCGUUUGGCCAUGAAGAAAUGAGAGAUGGCGAUUAUACCACCGGCAAAUAUAAUGUCCUUCUUCCGGAUGGUAGACGUCAGAUUGUUGAGUACGAAGCAGAUUUGAAGGGGUAUCGACCAAAAAUCAGCUAUGAAGGUGGAGACGAACAUCCGCACCACCACGAGCAUCCGAAUCAUGAUCAUGCAGGUUAUCCCCAUGAAACACCCCACAAUCAGCUAGGAUACCCGAAGGAAACCCCUCAUCAUGAUUUCCAUCACGAUGACGGAGGCAACGGUCACAGUCGGGCAGAUCACGGCGGUCACGAUGGUCAUCAUGGCUACGAUAGCAACGCUCAUGAGCAUCACGGUGGAAACGGGAAUGGUUACUCACAUGGAAAUGGUCAUCACCACCGGCGACAUUCGGAAGAUGGUCAUAGUAAUCACGGUGGCCAUAAGCGUAAUAGCGGAGGAAACGGUGAGAAUGGUGCUCAUCGCGGAGCAAAAGGCAAUCGGCACAAUGCCUUUCAUUAGAUUCACACGGUUAUUUGCUCGGAAAUGAAAAUAAGACAGAGGCUCUAUACAAAUGGUGCAAGCUUGAAAAGAAGCAUUUAAUUAAUCCUAACGUAGUACAAAUUAGUGAGUUCUAUUUAUUAGCAUCAUUGCUAAAAGCAAGUAUUUCAAUCAGCUCAAUCACAAAGUGAGUUGGAAAGCGUAGCAAGUAGUAUUUGCAUUUAUAUGAUUUAAUUCGAAGCCAAGUAGAUAGUAAAAUACAUUAAGCGAACUAAGGAGAUACCAAUAAAUAUGUUAUCAGCAAACGGCCAUCGAAUAAAGCAACCAGUUACAAUGAAGACUGGGUUCGAUGGUUGACAAAAAUAC
Molecule: messenger RNA, 1498 nt
Organism: Toxorhynchites rutilus septentrionalis
Lineage: Eukaryota; Metazoa; Arthropoda; Insecta; Diptera; Culicidae
Product: pro-resilin-like
Exons: 4
Coding region: 245-1153 (302 amino acids)
Cellular component (GO): extracellular matrix
Source: RefSeq, a predicted model, not a curated record